Molecule: messenger RNA, 5502 nt
Organism: Panicum hallii
Lineage: Eukaryota; Viridiplantae; Streptophyta; Magnoliopsida; Poales; Poaceae
Exons: 6
Coding region: 1-5502 (1833 amino acids)
Source: RefSeq, a predicted model, not a curated record
AUGUCGUCUUCGCCACCAGCUGCUGCUGCUGCGGCGGCGCCUCCGCCGCCGUUGUCGCCGAGGGAGCACGUGGAGAGGAUCCGGCGCGAGCGCUACUUCAUCGGUCGCGGCGAGCGGAACCCGCUGGCGGAGGACAUGCACCAGGCGGUGAACUACCUGAGCCAGGAGCUCUACUCCAAGGACGUCCACUUCCUCAUGGAGCUCAUCCAGCCGCCUGUUCCCACGCCCGCGCCCAUGGUUGCCCUCGCGGACCGACUGCACUACCUCGACGCGCUACAGAAGUUCCGCACCCGCGUGUCUAGUGGUAAUUCCAUUCAGGUGGUGGGUCUUGACUUGCCUGAAUCCCCGCACCCCCUCCCCCCCGGCUGGGAGGAGACCGUCUACAGGCUCCAAGGAUUAGUGGUGACGGGCUGUCUUUGGGCUGGUGCAAAGAAGAAUGCUGAAGAUAAUGAUUAUCCUUCUGGAGCAACUCCAGCUUUGGAGUUUGUAAUUACAUCCAAAGACAUCACCUGUAGUGGAGCUACUGCCACCCUCCUGGUGUUCAACAAUGAGAAUGGCUUUACUCCAGCAAACAUUGAAUCCAUCUGCAGGAUUGGGAAAUCUACAAAAAGGGGUAACCGGAGCAGUGGUUAUAUUGGGGAGAAAGGUAUUGGUUUCAAAAGUGUGUUUCUAGUAUCCCGCAAUCCUCAUAUAUUUAGCAAUGGGUAUCAAAUUAAAUUCAGUGAAGAUCUGUGCGCAGAAUGUGGUAUCGGGUAUAUUGUUCCCGAAUGGGUUGAACAAAAUCCAAGUAAUUUGGACAUUGCCAAGAUAUAUGGCAGUUCGAAAAGUCUUCCAACCACAACUUUUAUAUUACCUCUGAAAUGUGAUAAAAUAGAUGUGGUGAAGAAGGAGCUAUCAAACACACAUCCUGAAGUACUAUUGUUUCUUUCAAAGAUUAGGCAAAUUUCUGUCAGGGAGGUUAAUGAUGAUCUGAAUGCUACUAGUCUGAGUCAAAUUUCUAUAUCAAGUGACGCUGAUGCUUUGACGAGGAAGGAUAUUAGUGCAGAGUCAUAUACUCUUCACCUAUCAGCUGAUGAGGACAAGACAGAUGAGAAACACUGUAGCUACUACAUCUGGAAGCAACAUUUCCCUGUGAAACCAGAAUGCUAUGUGCAGAAGAGAGAAAGGAUAGAUCAGUGGGUUAUUAUGCUAGCAUUCCCCCAUGGCCAGAGGUUGAGCAAGGGGGUGGGAUCACCUGGUGUUUAUGCAUUCUUGCCAACUGAAAUGGCAACAAACUUCCCUUUCAUUAUCCAGGCUGACUUUUUGCUAUCAUCAUCCCGAGAGUCCAUUCUGCUUGACAGCCAGUGGAACCGAGGAAUACUAGAAUGUGUACCUUCCGCUUUUGAAAAUGCUUUCCUGGCACUAGUGAAAUCAACAGAAAGUGCACCAGUAUUUGCGCUUCCACCUGUUUUUAAGUUUUUGCCACUUAAUCACUCUUCCUUAGAGAUGAUGGAUUCUGUCAGACUGUCCAUAAGAAAGAAGCUGAUUGAUGUGGAUAUAGUUCCAAGCGAAACAUGUUCUUCAGUGAAAUCAUUCCAUAAGCCUACAGAGGUUUACCGGCUAAACUCUGCAUUCUGGAGCAUCAUAAGCAGAGCAGUGAAGUUAGGAGUUGAUGUUCCAAACAUUUCAUCCCAUGGCACUAAUAUUCUGAACUCCUACUUUGACAGUGAAGCAUAUGAUGAUGUGUUGGGAUUUCUCAGAAUUGGUUAUGUUGAUUCUGAAUGGUAUGGCAGGUGCAUCCAAGGAUCAGAUCUUGUGGAACUGCUGCCAGAAGAUGUUUAUUUUGAUCUUCUCAGUUUUGUUGCUCAGAACUGGAAGGCUAUGUUUGCUGGCACAAACAUGGUGCAAAUACCACUUGUAAAGUGUGUUGGUAGGGGUGGUGUCAUGACUUAUAGGAGUGUGUAUGAAGCCACAACAUCAGAUAAGAGGCUUUGCAUGCUAUCUGAUGAGGAAUGUGCACCAUCGAUAAUUAACUGGAACAAUGACUAUUUCUCAACAGUCUCUGGAACACUGUUUAUGCCUCUGUCUACUCAGAAAGCACUAGGUCUAUUCAGUAAGAAAACAACUGUAAUGGAAUGGCUUGAGAAGUAUGUAGCAGUGAAGACCCUGACCCUACAUGAGUAUGCCCUUAUGGUUGUGAAAGCUUUGCCUGAGAAAAGCUUGGUUCUUGCUUUUACUCGAUUCAUUUAUCACUUGCAUUCGCAGAAGUUAAUGCCGGAAUGGAGUGUAAAACAUAUAUGCAACAUAAUACCCCUAGUGGAUAAUUGUGGGCGUGUUGUUAUCAGAAGAGGUAUAGUUCUUGUUCCAUCAAAAGGGAGUAAGUGGGCUGCAUUAUUGGGAGAAAAUCCAUGGAGACCACAAAACUAUGUUGAACUUGGAGAUGAUUACCUCUGUUCUGGAAAUUCUUCUGGGGAGCAUAUAUGUGAAGAUCAGUUUCUGUCGUUUAUCAAGGUAUAUAUACAAGCCACUGAUAUGCCUUUUCUGAUUCCUCCGGAUGCUAGUUUUCCUGCUGCAUCCUCCUCCUUAACGGCACAGAAUGCAGUUCUCCUUCUGGAAUGGAUUGAGAAUUUAAGGUCAAGGGGUGUAGGGUUACCUGAAAAAUUCAUAAGUUGCAUCAUGCAUGGGAAUUGGCUCAUGACAUCUGCUGGUUACCGUUCACCAGCAGAUUCAUUCAUGUCAAAUGCAGAAUGGGCUUGUCUGUUUCAGGCUAACCUUGCCUUUGUUGAUGUGCCAAUGAUUGAUCAAGAGUACUACAGGGGACAAAUUGUUGAUUUCAGGGAAGUACUGGGAACACUAGGUGUGAAGUUUGAAUUUUCUCAAGCAAUGUCAUACAUUGGCAAGCGUUUUAUGUCAAUUGUAACAAGCACUCCGACAGGUGACAUGGUGCUCUCACUGCUCCGUUUCAUCAGAUUCCUUAGGAAGGAACACAUGUCAUCUGAUCAUCUCAUUGAGACCAUCAAAGGAGGAGAUUGGCUCAAGACCUGCUCUGGUUAUAGAUCACCUGCCGGAUCUGUUCUUUUCAGUUCAGAAUGGAUAAUACCAUCUGAAAUCAGCUGUUUACCUUUUGUCGACAUCGACUUCUAUGGCCAUGAAAUCAGUGAAUGCAAGUCAGAGCUGCAGCAUCUAGGUGUUCAUGUCACAUUCAAACAGAAUUACCAGACCAUUGUUGACAACAUCAACCUUCCAACAGGUCCAGUUACUGCUGGUGCUGCUAUUCUAUUAUUGAAAUGUAUCAGACAUGCUAAUUCAUGCAAGAACUUGGUGAAGCGCCUGAAGAAGCGCCAAUGGUUGAAGACUAAUGCUGGGUUUAGAGCUCCCCGGGAGACAUUUCUGCUAGACCCAGAGUGGAAAUGUCUUGUUAAAUUUGCCGAUGUUGUUCCACUGAUCAAUUUGACUUUCUAUGGUAAUGAAAUCCUGACCUAUCGGGACGAACUGAUGAAGAUCGGUGUCGUUGGUAGUCUGGAACAGGCAAGCAAUUCCAUAACUUAUAAUCUGAAACAACUCUUGUCAACAUCUUCCCUUACAAAGGAAAUCAGGGUUGCUCUACUCUCCUGCUACAAGGAUCUGAGUGAUGAGCACAAGACAUUCCCAGCCAAUAUUCUCAAGUUUAUGCGAACAGAGAAGUGGCUGCAUACUACACAAGGUUUCAGGCCUCCAAACAAAUGUGUGCUCUUUGAUUCUUCGUGGGAACCAAUAAUGGCAGUUGCAAGCCUACCAUUCAUUGAUGACAGUGACUCAAGCAGUGGAACAGGGAAGGAAAUAUAUAGCUAUAAGAAGGAGCUUAAGGCUUUGGGUGUUACUGUAGAUUAUGACCAGAGAGCAGACUUUGUCUUGUCAUGCCUAUCUACUGUGGAAGGACCUCAGAUGCCUAAUAACACCAAUGUUGUUAGCCCUUAUAUUGGACUGCAUAUCAUUAGUGACUCUGGGAACACUAGUGAGAGCACCGUUGAGAAUGCAGUAGCUCUGAACGCUGCUGAAAGCCCACCUUUACUUGCGAGCACAACUCUUUUAUCUCUAUUAAAAUUGAUGCAAAGAAGUGCCAAUCCGAAAAGUUUUGCGCCACAAAUUAGAAAGAUGCAGAUGAAGUCAUUUCUUGGAUACAGGUAUGCAGAUCAAUGUAUCUUGUAUGACUCGGCAUGGUCUUCAUACCUCCGCAGAGAAGAUGGUCCUUUCAUCGAUGAAGCAUUCUAUGGCCCUGAGAUAUUAUCAUACAGGACAGAGUUCAGACUGAUUGGAGUAGUUGUUGAUGUUGGCUAUGGAUGCUCUCUGUUGGCGCAGGAUUUGACACAUUUCUCUAGAGUGGAUACCAUAACAAGGAUAUACAAAUACUUGUCAGUUUUUAAAUGGGAACCAAGAAAUAAACGUGAUAACUGGAUAUGGAUACCCAACAUAAGAAACAGGGGCCAAUGGGUGCGCCCUGCAGAUUGUACUCUUCAUGACAGGAACGGGCUGUUUAGCACUCAUUUCUCAGUCUUGGACAAGUACUAUGAAAAGGAUUUGCUUGGGUUCUUCUCCAAUGUUCUUGGUGUCAGGCACUGCCCCAGAGUACUAGAUCACUGCAUUCUAUGGCGCUCGUGGGAGUGCACAUCUUUCGAGCUGACGCCUGCUAGCUGUUCAUUUUUCUGGGAGUUCAUUGGAAACCGUUGGAAUGCGACUACAGCAAAGCUCCUUUCAGGGUCUGUCACAAGGGUUCCUGUUCUUUCUGGUGGCAAGAUCAUCCUGCGGGAGGUGGAAGAUGUCUUUGUUCCAGAUGAUCUCCUCCUGAAACAUUUAUUUGACCAGUUCUGUUCAGAUCCAAUUUUUGUUUGGUAUCCAACAGGGCUGUCAUUCACCUCUCGAGCUCAGAUGGACACUAUCUACCAGAGACUUGGUGUUCGAGCAAUCUCCAAGGCUGUCACAAAAGAUGAAACUCAUGUUUUGAACAUGAAUCAGUGCCAAGUAGUAGAGGCAAAAGAUGCUAUGGUAACACCAGGCUUGCUCAGAAUAAUCCUUGCUUUCCUUGCCAACCCUGCUCUCGAGAUUGGCAGUGACAAGAGGCAUCAAAUGGCUUCUUACCUACUCAGUGUGACGGCUCUUGAGAUGACUGAACCUAUCAGUGUGAGCUACCAAAUAAAGCUAUCAUUGGGAAGAACUGUGACAGUUAAAGGACCGAGGAUGUUCAUGUGGGAAAGAGAGAACCGCAAGCUGUACAUGCAGAAGUCUGAGGGGCCUCAUGGAAGGACGACUAGGAUGGAAUUCGCGACAUGCUUUGGCGAGGAAAUCUCUCAAGGAUUGUUAUAUGAGAGAGUUGAUCUGAUUCCAUCUCUCACCGAGCUGCUCAAGGUUGGACUCUUGGUUGGUUUUGAGGAGGAUGAGGUUGAGUACCUACUCAAGACCAAGAAUCUGCAGCUUUAUUCUGAGGAUGAAGAUUUCCUCCUGGGUGCAUUCCCUCCUGAGAACUACGAGGAUGAUAACGAUUUCUGA